GGCGCGGGCGGGAGCAGAGCCCUCCUUCCCUCCCUUUCCCUAGCCGGGGUUCCUUCCCUUUUGCGGUUCGGUGGCCUCUCUGCUCGAGGGAGGGACGCAGGCGGGGAGGAGGGAGGCUGACCCACCUCUCCAAGUGCCAGUGCACCACCCGCAGCAGCAAAACUUCUGAAGGUUUGGAGAAGAUAGAAAACUACCAAGGAGUACGUUAGCAGUAUAGUAAUUUUCACUGAUUGAACUGUACAAGUGCCAAUAUGUAUCAUUCCGUAUCUGAAACAAGACAUCCUUUGCAGACAGAAGAACAAGAAAUCGGUAUUGAUCCCUUGCAGAGCUUUGUGAACAAGCCUGAAGAUGAUGUGUCAAAUGAAAAUGGAAGUAUUCAUCACAUUUCAGAUUCUGAUGGAACUUUUCUUUCCUACAGUAAAGAAUGGGAAGAAUUAUUUGUAAACAACAAUUACUUGGCAACAAUACGGCUGAAGGGGAUUAAUGGGCAGCUGAGAAGCAGCAGGUUCCGUAGUGUUUGCUGGAAGCUAUUUCUGAAUGUUCUCCCUCCUGAUAGAAGUCAAUGGAUCAGCAAAACAACAAAAUUAAGAAUGCUAUAUAACAAGAUUAAAGAAAUACAUAUUACAAAUCCCAGGAAAGCUGGACAGCAAGACUUGAUGAUCAACAACCCACUUUCACAGGAUGAAGGGAGUCUCUGGAACAAAUUUUUUCAGGACAAAGAACUUCGGGGAAUGAUUGAACAAGAUGUGACAAGAACGUUUCCUGAAAUGCAGUAUUUCCAGCAAGAGAAUGUGAGAAAGAUUCUUACAGAUGUUCUCUUCUGUUAUGCUCGGGAAAAUGAGCAGUUACUUUAUAAACAGGGCAUGCAUGAACUCUUAGCACCUAUCGUAUUCAUUCUUCAUUGUGACCACCAGGCUUUUCUACAUGCAAAUGAAGCUGCACAACCAAGUGAAGAAACAAAAGUUCUCUUGAACCCUGAAUACCUAGAGCACGAUGCCUAUGCCAUGUUUAUCCAUCUUAUGAAAACAGCAGGACACUGGUUUUCAACCUAUGAGCAUGAUGGUCAAAAGGAGAAAGACACAAUGAUGACACCUAUCCCAUUUGCAAGACCACAAGAUUUAGGUCCAUCAAUUGCUAUUGUCGGAAAAGUAAACCAGAUUCAAGAUCAUUUGCUAAAGAAGCAUGAUACGGAACUCUACAUGCAUUUGAACAGACUAGAGAUCGCACCACAGAUUUAUGGACUGUAA
Molecule: messenger RNA, 1247 nt
Organism: Gekko japonicus
Lineage: Eukaryota; Metazoa; Chordata; Lepidosauria; Squamata; Gekkonidae
Gene: TBC1D5
Product: TBC1 domain family member 5
Exons: 13
Coding region: 252-1247 (331 amino acids)
Biological process (GO): activation of GTPase activity
Molecular function (GO): GTPase activator activity
Source: RefSeq, a predicted model, not a curated record